AGAGCAUCUCACUCUACUACAGUUCUCACAUAGGCAGCAUGCUUUGAACGUGCCAGACCUCCUUGCAACACUCUCAAUCAGGAUACGUAGUAUGCGGUUUCCAAAAGGAUUGCAUGAAGUUGUCCUCCUUUCCUCUGCCUUCACUCAAUGGAUUAUAAACUCACAAGGACAUUGCCUGCAUGCUUUUGUUUUUGAACAGGAUUGCCUUGCCUGACGCUGUGAAUAAUUACUGUCAUUGUUUGGCAUCAAAGAGAGGUUUCCCUGUGCUCUGUUGGCUUUGCUGAGAGUCCUACCUGAAGAAGGGAUAUCGGUGUUCUGAAAGGCAGCAACAUUUUUGGGGGGUAUCAUUAUCUCUUACAUGUAUCAAUUUUGUUGCUAUUUUCUUUCAUCACGGAAGUACUCUAGUCUUAGUGCUUGGAAUGUAAUCUCUGAUGUCAGGCUGUUCUGUACAGAGAAAAUCCUGGGGUGUGCUUGGGAGAUUGAAGAGUAAAAGUAAGUUUUGCACAGCAGAUUGGUAGUGAGAUCAUACAACUCCAAAGGGAAGUUGUGCACCAUGGGAAAUAUGUGUAAAGUGUGUCUGGAGAAAUAAGUAGAGAUUCACAGGCUCAGGACAAUGUCUGUAACACCAACUCUCCUACCUACAAAUGGCACCAGGUUUGCACCAGAGCAUGGCAUUAUGGACGUGCCAAAGCCACCGUUUCCAUUCAAUGCUUUACUUUUCAGCCUGACACUCAUAAUCACUCUGACUGUGUUUGUGGCCAGCAUUAUUACGCUGGUUUUCUUGCUUAAAAUAAAGAGCAGGACAACUCUGACUCUGCUUGUGACCUCCCUGUCCUUGGAUGACUUGGUCAGUGUUGUACCAGCGUCGAUUUUCAUGCUGCAACAGUGGACAACACAUGCCCUUUCCCAGCCUCUUUGCUCGGCUGCAGCAUUUCUCUACUUGUUCCAAGGAAUCUCAAGCAAUUUAAAGGCAUCCUCCAUUAUUUGCUACAACUUCUAUACAGUUUAUAAACUAGGAAACAACGAAACGCCCAAGGUGACUGUUAAAAUCUAUUGGGCAGUUGUAACUAUAUGGGUGAUUAGUAUUCUAAUAAGUGCUAUUCCUUUCUUCGCUUGGGGUAGAUUUCACGCUACAUCAUGGGGAUGUUUUACUGACUGCACAAGUUCUUACAUUUUGUUUAUUUUUGGGUUGUAUUCUCUUUGCUUUUGCAUUCUGGUCAUCCUUUCUGCCCCUCUAUCCCACCAGUUGCUUUGUAGAGAUGACCAACAUGUUCAUUACAAAGAUAUUGACAAAGGAUAUCUCACCCCAACGACACCUCUGGGUAGCAAUGCAUCAUCCCUGUCCCCUGAUAAUGCCGUUGGCAAAAGCUUGAAGAAUUUCAACGAGAAAUAUGUAAGCCCGGAGGCAGUGUUCAAGAGGAGUGUGGCUGAAACAAGUGGGGAUGGACAGCAUUACUCAAACAGUAUCAGAGGCAGCAGGAACAUCAAAGUACUGUAUGCUCAGAAGCGCUUCUCCUUGAUCCUUGCUUUGACUAAAGUCAUUUUGUGGCUACCAAUCAUGAUACAAAUGGUUGUCCGGCACAUUGUUGGCUUUCAGAGCCUCUCUUUUGAGACCCUAAGUUUCGUCCUAAGUUUACUGUCUGCCGCCACUACUCCGCUGUUUGUCCUGUCUGAGCGCUGGAGCCAUCUGCCAUGUGGCUGCAUCAUUAACUGCAAGAAGAACACAUAUGACACGUCAGCAGAAGAAAACCAAAUCAAAAAAAGAGGAUUCGAUUUCAACUUAUCCUUCAAUAAAGGCUAUAGCAUUUAUAAGAUAUCGCAGGAUAAUCAUGCUACUGUGGAAAAUUCCAUCUCAUAUCAUAACUUGAUCAACUACGACUGUGAAAACAUGAAGGAACCGCGCUGUGACCGAAUCCUCAAUUCAGCAAUGCUGGAUUUCAGCACCAUAAGUUUCCAGGACAGCUCCAUGAUGACACUGAAAAUUCCCCAUGCAGAAGCAAAACUGGACCAAUGCAAAGAGAAGACUUUUGGGCAUCUUCUGUCAGAGACAAAAGGUGCCUUUAAAAGAGAUGAUGUAAGAAAUUUUGAUAAAUCUACAUUUUAUGAUGGGCAAGAAAGGAGGUUGUCUCAUGAAGAGAGUCGCAAACCAGAGCUCACAGACUGGGAGUGGUGCAGGAGUAAAUCAGAAAGAAUGCCUCGACAGCGUUCAGGAGGCGCUCUGGCUAUUCCUCUGUGUGCUUUCCAAGGAACCGUUUCACUUCAUGCACCCACUGGUAAAACCCUUUCCCUAUCGACCUAUGAGGUAAGCAGUGAUGGACAAAAGAUAACACCAACAUCUAAGAAGAUUGAGGUAUACCGAUCGAAAAGUGUGGGCCAUGAGCCAAACAAGGAGGAUUCCCCAAACCAGUUUCCAGACACAAAUGUAAAGAUCCACCUGGAAGUCCUUGAAAUCUGUGACAAUGAAGAAGCCAUGGACACUGUUUCAAUCAUAAGCAAUAUCAGUCAAUCUUCAACUCAAGCCAGGUCUCCUUCACUUCGCUACUCAAGGAAAGAAAAUCGCUUUGUCUCAUGUGACCUAGGAGAAACGGCUUCCUACUCACUCUUCAUUCCUACAAACAACCCUGACAGCGACAUUAACAUUUCCAUUCCAGAUACAGUUGAGGCUCACAGGCAAAACAGUAAAAAGCAGCAUAUGGAGAGAGACAGCUAUCAAGAAGAAAUACAACUGUUAAACAAAGCUUAUAGGAAAAGGGAGGGCGAUGGGGACAAUUAAAGCAAGUGCACAGAAAUAAUGUCUCCACACAACUAUCACUCUAGUUUAUUCUCCUGAGCUUCUCUAAUAGUAGUCUGCCUUGCAAAGUGCAAAUUUCUAAUUAUCCUAACUUAUCUGCUUGCUUUGCAGCAGUAGUAUCAUUUCUAAUGCAGCAGUAUGAAUGAAAGCAAUUCACAAUAUUCUUAAUGUUAGGGAAUGGACUAAGGGCACCUUAAUGGCCACUUGUAUUGACUCUUGAUUGAUGGACACAAUAUGACAAUUGAAAUGACAAAAAGAACCCUUUACUCUGAGCAGUCUCCAACUCAAAAUAUGAUUUAUUUAACUAGGUAAAAUUCAUAAACAUAUUAAGUGCAUAUUAAAACAGCCUUUCUCCACUGAAAAAACUGACUUUAUAAUAUGAAUGAUAAAACCCAAAGAAAAGUCAACCCUAAAGCAUUAUCGUGGAUAUUUGUUUACUCUGGUUGCUGAUAUAAAGCAGAAUACUUUAUAUACUUUUUUUCUCAUGCUCUGAAACAAUAGCUUUUUAAAAAAAGGGAAAAGAAUAUGGCUAAGAGCAAACAAGCUUAGCACCAUAGUAGCUCUGUACUCUGGCACUUCCUCCAUAAAUACAGAUACAGGGAUAACCGGUAGGCACAGGGUCUUAAAAAUGAAGGAAAGCUAUGGAGGCAUUUUAUUGCCAAUAGAUUAGCUGCAAGAGUGCAAGCUAGAAUGAUAUAUUUAUUC
Molecule: messenger RNA, 3496 nt
Organism: Xenopus laevis (African clawed frog)
Lineage: Eukaryota; Metazoa; Chordata; Amphibia; Anura; Pipidae
Gene: gpr149.L
Product: G protein-coupled receptor 149 L homeolog
Exons: 4
Coding region: 614-2773 (719 amino acids)
Biological process (GO): signal transduction; neuropeptide signaling pathway; G protein-coupled receptor signaling pathway
Cellular component (GO): membrane; neuron projection; plasma membrane
Molecular function (GO): peptide binding; G protein-coupled receptor activity; neuropeptide binding
Source: RefSeq, a predicted model, not a curated record